GUAGGCGAGUGCGCGAGUGCGAUUCCUUAAUCUAAGUCAUCCAAAUGUUUUAAUCCAGCUGGAAACCUUCAAAGUCUUUCUCGUACAUGGAUUUGCAUACUACUUACUACUUCCGGUGUAAAAAGUUGUCUGCUAAGAAGUGGAAGCGUCUGCACGCAAAAUGAACAGACGUCUCCUAUCGAAGUUAUUUCAUUUUAGAUGUAUUCACAAUGUAUCAAGAAAGAAAAGUACAAAUAUAUCUAGUCAAGGCACUGUGAAGUUGGCUCAUAGUAUCUACCAAAAUGAAGAAAAGGGAACUGAUAAAACUGGUGUGAUAGUGAUGCAUGGUCUCAUGGGAUCCAGUAACAACUGGAGGAGCUUGUCCAAGGUGUUGUGUGAAACAGGACGGAAGGUGAUAGCAGUUGAUGCCAGAAAUCACGGAGAAAGCCCUCAUAGUGAGCACAUGAACUAUUUCCUCAUGUCAAACGAUGUCCUGAGAUUGAUGGAUGAACUUGGAGAAGAGCGAGUGAAUUUGAUAGGACACAGUAUGGGAGGCAAAGUCUUCAUGACCUUGGCGCUUACACAUCCAGAACGAGUUGAGAGCUUGGUGGUGGUAGAUGUGGCACCUAAACCUCGACCUGCCUCAGUCACCCCAACCACUAGUUCCUACCUCCAGUCAAUGUUGAAGGUCAGCUCCUCUCUGUGUGAUAUGACACCCAACUCCUUAUCACAGGCCAGGAAACAUGCAGACAAUAUCCUACAGGAGACUGUACAGGAUGUGAGCAUUAGACAGUUUCUUAUUACAAAUCUGAUACAUAAAGAUGGCAGAUUUCGAUGGAGGGUAAACUUGGAUUCAGUUAUCAACAAUAUGUCCGAUCUAGGAGAUUUUCCCAUAUUCAAUCAACAAUUUACUCAACCUACACUUUUUGUUGGAGGACAGAGAUCGGAUUAUAUAUUGACAUCUGAUAUUCCAAGAAUACAGGAACUUUUUCCUAAAGCAGAAGUAAAACACAUAGAAAAUGCAGGACACUGGGUACAUGCAGAAAAUCCACAGGAGUUUUUAAAAGCGGUGAAAACUUUUUUACAGGAAAAUGAUAACAGAAGACACUGAAUGAUUGCAUAGCUUUUUGAAAUUGUUAGUGAAAAAAAUUGACACAGCAUUAUUACACAUGAACUUCACCGGUGUGAAAGAAUCAAAUAUCAAAAGGGAUUUAAUUUGUUUAUGCUUACAUAUAUAAGUACUCUUGAUAGUGAUGUAGGGGUCACAACCCGAGAUAAAUUUUUCAUUCUGGGUCAUUGGGAUUGUGUCAAACGACUGUGGUCAAUAAAUAUCAAAGACUCCGACCACCAAAUCACCUUUCCUUUAAAGAAAAGUUUUGUUUGUUUAGUUUAUCGUGCCGUGAACAGCCCGGUCAUUUUGAGGUGAGGUCUCCUAGUAGUUGGUGACUACCUCACUGAACAACAUACGCGAGGCCCACAACAUGCUUUCCAGAGCAAUUAGGGUAAUGUGUCUUGCCCCAAGGACACAACCACUUACAACACAGGUCUGCCUGUUCCUCCCAGCUUCCAGAGAAAAACAAACCAACAUGGCUAGGGAGCGUCGAACCACGCACCUCGGACCACAACCAGAGAUUACAUGGCCGACGCUCUAACGGACUUAACUAUCACUGCCCCAAGACCUAUCAGGAAGAAGAGGUUUAAAUGUUACAGUUGUCAUCAAACUAUUAUAGUUACCAUUAUCAUAGCCAGUUAUUGAUGAUACAAAACAUGUAACUUGAUGAAUAGGUAUUACACUUAUGAUGGGUAGUUCAGGGGGAUCAACACUGUAUUGACUAACUUGAUAAAUAAUAUGGAAACACUUAAGACGCUGUUAACACAUAUUUUUGUGCUUAUUUUAUUUACCUGCAUAGUAUUACUUUAAUGUACUUGAAAAAUGGGUAAGUUAUUGCUAAUUUAUUUCUAUAUACAUAUGUACAUAUUUUGUUUCCUAUAGAACCUAACAUUGAGUGUGCCUGUUACAAUUCUAUAUACAUGUUUUGUUUCCUAUAUAACCUAACAUUGAGUGUGCCUGUUACAAUUCUUUAUACACUUGUACAUGUUUUGUUUCCUAUAGAACCUAACAUUGAGUGUGCCUGUUACAAUUCUAUAUACAUGUUUUGUUUCCUAUAUAACCUAACAUUGAGUGUGCCUGUUACAAUUCUAUGACAUGCUAAAAAUGCAGAGUGCUCAGAUAAGUACAUAAAUUAUAGUUUUGUCUGAUGGGAUUUCAUAUCCUAAGAUUGUGUGAUAUAAUUUUAUCAGUGCAAUACAAUCAGAAUGUUCUCUUUAAACUUUUAGCGGGUAUAUUGCUGGUCAAUUUUUUAAACAAGAUAUGUUUUCAUAUGUUUUUCCUUGAUUGAUAUUUACAUGUUAUAACCAUGUAUUUGUGUUUAUUAUUUAUUAAAAAGGUCAAUAAUCAUGU
This is a messenger RNA of Pecten maximus, 2440 nucleotides long. RefSeq names its product protein ABHD11-like. Gene Ontology annotation, cellular component: mitochondrion. The coding region runs from base 161 to 1090 and encodes 309 amino acids. Gene Ontology annotation, molecular function: catalytic activity. The record is from RefSeq and is a predicted model, not a curated record. The transcript has 6 exons. NCBI's taxonomy places the organism in Eukaryota, Metazoa, Mollusca, Bivalvia, Pectinida, Pectinidae.